AUGUCGGAAGGCGGUGCUGCUGCGGCUGCGGAGGAAGGCCCACCAUCCGUGCCUGCUACCCUCGACGAGCGGUCUCAAGGGCGGCGAGUGAUCGUCAUCUUGAAACGAGCAUCGCUGGAGACGGUCAAGACCAAGAAGGGCGACUUUCAGCUGCUCAACUGCGACGAUCACCGUCGGCUGGUCACCAAGAAGUCGGGAAAGGAUCCCAAAGACCUGAGGCCGGACAUCGUGCACCAGGAACUCCUCGCGCUGUUGGAUAGCCCCCUCAACAAGGCCGGCAAGCUUCAGGUUUAUAUCUUGACGACGCUGAACGUUCUCAUCGAGGUCAACCCGCAGAUCAGAAUUCCCCGAACCUUCAAGCGAUUUUCAGGGCUUAUGGUGCAACUCCUUCACAAGCUGAAGAUCCGGGCGGCUGGCAACAGCACGAUGCUCCUCAAGGUGGUCAAGAACCCGCCGACCCGGCAUCUCCCUCCAGGCAGCAAGACGUUCGGUCUCUCCGUGGAGGGUACCCUCUACAACCCGAACCACUUCGCGGCAACCCUCCCGGACGACGCUCCGAUCGUCUUCUACAUCGGAGCGAUGGCUUCGGGGCAUCUCACCAAGGACGAGAACCCCGAGAUUGAGGAGAUGAUCGCUAUUUCGGAGUAUCCGUUGAGCGGCGCUGCGGCAAUAUCGAGACUGUUCGGCGGCAUCGAGAACCACUGGGGCAUCUUCUGAUGGCGCGUGUUGUGCUGCCGCGGUACAUCGCGGAAGGACGGACGCAAAUCGUACUAGUUUCCUCGGAGAGCGUUAGUUUCUUGGUACAGUAGUUUCGUGUUGUGAUG
Messenger RNA from Ectocarpus siliculosus, 824 nucleotides. The record is from the annotation of a GenBank genome assembly. Lineage: Eukaryota; Phaeophyceae; Ectocarpales; Ectocarpaceae.